CGUGUAGUUGUUUAGGCAAAGAUGGCGGCUCCCACGAAAGAGAUCGAAGUGAUCUCUAAGAAAAAACCUAAUGUGCGGGGUCCGAGAAGAGUGGCCAAUCAGAUUCCAGAUGAGAUCCUCAAAGAUCCAGAGCUUAACGAGGCCAUUAAAUCCUUACCUGCUAACUACAACUUUGAGAUCCAUAAAACAAUAUGGCGUGUGCGACAAGCCAAAGCCAAGAGGGUGGCCUUGCAGUUGCCUGAGGGUCUGCAGAUGUUUGCCUGUGUGAUCGCUGACAUCAUUGAGAGAUUCACAGAUGCAGACACUCUGGUGAUGGGAGAUGUGACAUAUGGGGCCUGCUGUGUGGACGACUUCACUGCCCGCGCUUUGGGAGCUGACUUCAUGGUGCAUUACGGGCACAGCUGUCUCAUCCCCAUAGAUUCCACUGAGGGCAUCAAGAUGCUUUAUGUGUUUGUGGACAUUCAGAUUGACACUGCCCACUUCCUGGACACGGUCAAGUUCAAUUUCCCCCCGGGCCACUCGCUUGCCCUCGUCAGCACCAUCCAGUUUGUUGCCGCUUUGCAGGCAGCCAGUGCAGAGUUGAGGCCGGAUUAUGAAGUACUGGUGCCUCAGUGUCGGCCACUCUCUCCUGGGGAGAUCCUUGGGUGCACCUCGCCUCAUCUGGAGAAACACGUCAAUGCCAUCAUAUAUCUUGGGGAUGGAAGGUUUCACUUGGAAUCCAUCAUGAUUGCCAACCCAGAGAUACAUGCAUACAGGUAUGACCCAUACAGCAAAGUGUUUUCUCGAGAGUAUUAUGACCAUGAGUCCAUGAGGGCCACUAGACUGCAGGCCAUAGAGAGGGCCCGCUCUGCCCAGAGAUGGGGCCUCAUCCUAGGAACACUUGGCCGACAGGGCAACCCCAAAAUCCUGGAGCACUUAGAAUCUCGGUUGGAGUCUUUGGGCAGGUCGUACACUCGAGUGCUUCUGUCUGAGAUCUUCCCUAGCAAACUGGAGCUCCUUACAGACGUGGACGCGUGGGUGCAGAUCGCUUGUCCCCGCCUCUCCAUCGACUGGGGCACUGCUUUCUCCAAACCCUUGCUAUCUCCGUAUGAGGCAGCAGUAGCCCUGCAGCAGGUUGGAUGGCAGGAGGUGUAUCCUAUGGAUUUCUAUUCCAAUCAGAGCCUGGGGGCUUGGACUCCUAAUCACCAAGACAUCCAACCAAAAAGGGCUGUACGCAAGCCGACGCAGAAGCCACCUUCAGAUGGCGGUCAUGAGGAGAAAAGCUGUGGCCGUGAGCAAAGCGCCCCCUGUGGCUGUCAGGCAGAGUAAGCGAGUGGUCCGCUAGUCAAGCACAUCUUCAUGGGCAAAUCAAAGCUCACAUCUCUGUUGUCUCAUUGUGGAGUUGUUGUACUGCCCUUUGUCCCAAAACCAUUUGACUAUUUCUUAGACGUAUCACAAAUGAGUUGUUAGACAGAACGUUAAUCUUAUUCAACAUUUACUUUUAUUGUGUCUUUUUUCCAUGUAAUCAAAGUGAAUGGUGACUGAGGCUGUCAUUCUGUCUAAAAUCAUCUUUUUUUGUCCUAAAAAAGAAAUAAAGUAAUAUGGGUUUGGAACUUCACAAGGGUGAGUAAACAAUGACAAUUUAUAUUUUUGGAUGAACUGUACUUUAAGCAGAGAGAGGGAGAUACAAAAGUGGUAAAGAAAGAGAGACUGUGUGAGUAUGCAUGAGAGUGAGGAAGUCUUUAUGUGUGUGUUUUGUGUGCUGUUAUGUCUCUUGUGUGUGUGCGAGAAAGAUAUUCCAUUGAAAAUAGUGCUGACCCUGAAUGCACAGCAUUUUAUUUUGCACCAUGUGGGAGGCUUUAGUUAAAUGUAAUCAUCUUGUCCUUCAGUUAGAAAGGAGCCGCCAACCACUUUACAUACAUGACCUUCAAACUUUCAAAAUUACAAGAGGGAAAUGAGCAUGUAUUUAGAAUUAUUCAUCUGCAGAGGAAGAUAAUACUCAUUCCGAGUUCCAGCUCAGGCUUUUACCUUUCCCAUUAUGUCAUCAGUAGUUCUGCAACAAAAAGACUUUGUAUCAGACUUUAAAUGUUUUGUAGAGAACACGUUUAAUUUAUACAGAGAAUAAAAUUACAUGUUUACUGUUUAC
Xyrauchen texanus (razorback sucker) is the source of this 2125-nucleotide messenger RNA. RefSeq names its product 2-(3-amino-3-carboxypropyl)histidine synthase subunit 1-like. Gene Ontology annotation, biological process: protein histidyl modification to diphthamide. The record is from RefSeq and is a predicted model, not a curated record. Bases 22 to 1308 code for a protein of 428 amino acids. The transcript has 12 exons. NCBI's taxonomy places the organism in Eukaryota, Metazoa, Chordata, Actinopteri, Cypriniformes, Catostomidae. Gene Ontology annotation, molecular function: 2-(3-amino-3-carboxypropyl)histidine synthase activity.